Molecule: messenger RNA, 1416 nt
Organism: Penicillium waksmanii
Lineage: Eukaryota; Fungi; Ascomycota; Eurotiomycetes; Eurotiales; Aspergillaceae
Product: putative cytochrome b5 reductase
Exons: 2
Coding region: 1-1416 (471 amino acids)
Cellular component (GO): endoplasmic reticulum
Molecular function (GO): heme binding; oxidoreductase activity
Source: RefSeq, a predicted model, not a curated record
AUGGUAUCUCUCACGGAAUACACUGCCAACGAUGUUGCGCUGCACAAAGCAAAGAACGAUAUUUGGGUGAUAAUUCACGGCAAAGUGUAUAAUAUUACGAACUACGUUCGUGAUCAUCCUGGUGGGGCCGACGUUCUGCGUGACGUUGCUGGAACAGACGCCACGGAAGCAUACGAGGACGUUGGUCAUUCCGAAGAUGCCGACGAAAUUCUGGCAAGCUACUUGAUUGGUACUUUGAAGGGGGCUCGCGAGUUUACACGUCCCAAGGCGAUUCGUGUGGUCCAGCAACCCCCAGAACAAAUAUCGGUCGCGAAGAAUUCGACUUUCUCUACGGGAGCAAUUGUGACCACCGUAGGCUCUGUGGGGGGAAUGGCGUUUCUCGCUUUCCUCCAUACGCGUGGACACCUUCCAAUUUCUGAUUUCAGAGCUCAACUUUUGCGCCUGGUACCCAACUUUGCACAUGCCAGUCUCACUUCAAAGAUAAACCUGGGUGAAAGCGGCUUUUCCCAUGGCUUUAUCUCGGCCGGUGGACUUUUUACGACAAUCGGUGUCGUUAUUGGUACAAAAUUGUCAGGCCUCACGCAGAUCCAGUCCGGCUUUACUCGCUAUCCGUCACAUCGCAAGAGCAAAAAAAUGGCAAAGGCUGAUCCACACCUAGUCAAGGGAUUCCUCGAUCCAAAGGAAUACCAGGAACUUCCGCUGACCGCCAAGGAGAAGCUUUCGCCAAACGUCUAUCGAUUUGCUUUCACGCUUCCACGGCCUAAAGAGAUUAUUGGCCUUCCUAUCGGCCAACAUGUUGCUAUAAAAGCUACCAUCGAUGGUCAAUCUGUUUCUCGUUCAUAUACACCGACGUCGAACAACAUGGAUGCUGGUGUUCUCGAGCUAGUUAUCAAAUGCUAUCCGGACGGUUUGCUCACCGGGAAGUAUCUUGCAAAUCUGGAAGUUGGCGACAAAGUUCUUUUUCGUGGUCCUAAGGGCGCUAUGAAAUACCAAAAAGGCCUUUGUAGUCGCAUUGGUAUGAUUGCCGGUGGAACAGGCAUUACUCCGAUGUACCAGCUCAUUCGUGCUAUAUGCGAAGAUGACGCAGAUACCACAGAAGUUAGCCUGGUGUAUGCAAAUCGGUCAGAAGAGGACAUUUUGCUACGGGAUGAGCUUGAGAAAUUUGCUCGGAGAUAUCCGAAGAAUCUGAAGUUAUGGUACAUGCUGGACCAUCCUCCGCAAAACUGGAAAUACGGCAAGGGAUAUGUGACACCCGCAAUUAUGUCUAACAGACUCCCUGCUCCGUCCUCGGAGACAAAAAUCAUGUUAUGCGGACCUCCCGGCAUGGUCAAUGCUUCCAAGAAGGCCUUGUGCAGCCUAGGAUUUGAAGCCCCUGGAGCUGUGCCUAAAAUUACAGAUCAGAUCUUCUGUUUUUGA